CUCUCUCUCUCUCUCUCUCUCUGUAUGGUCCGCCGGGCCGGUUCGCUGCGCAGGUUUGGAACGCGCGCCAUUUUGUGAAAUUUACGGAAAAACCUUGCCCAAGAAAACGCGAUUUAUCACGAAUGGGUCGGCGAGUUUUUUAACAGAAGAGCUUCUGUGGGGAAUGUACAAAUACAAAUGGAAACCUAUUACCGACGUCACUCAUUUCAAUGGUAAUAUAACAAUGUACGUUUUUUUUUUCCUUUCUGGAGCCAGCGUUUGAUCGCAUAAGUUUGUGUUUGGUAGUUACUGAAGAGGCGCUGUUGAUUUUGGGGGAAAUUGACAGCGUCCGGAGAAGAGAGAAUUUGCUUUUUUAAUCCCAGAGGCGUUUUAAUUUGGAUGGUACAUGGAGAAACUGGAUCUUUUUCCCUUCUUUUUUAUUUUUGAUUAAACGGUGGUCGUGCGUGGCCUUUACGGACAAAUCACUCCGCAAGACGGAGGAGAAGAACCUGCAGAAGAAAGGUAUUAAGACAUGGUUUAAAAGGGAACCAUAAAAAGAAGUAUUUUGAAGUUGUUAGUCAAGUUGAGGUAUGAUGAGCACAGCAAUGGACUAUUGUGUUCCGAAGUUAAGAGAAGUGCUAAGGAGGCUAUCCAAAUUUUUUUCAGCUGAAAGAAUUUAAUUCUCUUGGGUACUCCUGCCUGUAACAACGACUCUCCCCAAUGAUUGUGCUGGACUUUCAUAAACUACAACAAGCUGUGAGAAUCUUUUUCACACAGAAAGGGGCAUCAUCUCCUGAAAGCCUACUGCAGGUUUGCCAAGUGGGCACUGGUUUGCUGCUGGACCCUCCUCCUAGGAUGAUAUGAAAUUUAUCAGAAGACGAUGCAUACAGGGGGAGAGACUUCAGCAUGCAAACCUUCAUCUGUUCGGCUUGCACCUUCAUUUUCUUUCCAUGCUGCUGGCCUUCAGAUGGCUACACAAAUGCCUCAUACACAUCAGCAGUACAAUGACUGUCAUCCGCAGAGUACUGACCCAUCCGUUGCUGCAUUGUCUUACAAUGAACAGGUUCAGCAGCCAGUUGUCAACCAGAGGCGGAUGCCCCAAACCUUUCGUGAUCCUGCAACAGCUCCACUAAGGAAACUCUCUGUUGACCUGAUCAAAACCUAUAAACAUAUAAAUGAGGUAUACUAUGCAAAAAAGAAAAGACGGCACCAGCAAGGUCAGGGAGAUGAUUCAAGUCACAAGAAGGAACGGAAGGUUUACAAUGAUGGAUAUGACGACGAUAACUAUGAUUAUAUAGUUAAAAAUGGAGAAAAAUGGAUGGAACGCUAUGAAAUCGAUUCUUUAAUAGGGAAGGGGUCCUUUGGGCAGGUUGUUAAGGCAUAUGAUCGUGUGGAGCAAGAAUGGGUGGCAAUUAAGAUAAUCAAGAACAAGAAGGCAUUCCUAAAUCAAGCCCAGAUAGAAGUACGACUUCUUGAGCUAAUGAACAAACAUGAUACAGAAAUGAAAUACUAUAUAGUUCACCUUAAACGUCACUUUAUGUUCCGGAACCACCUCUGCCUAGUUUUUGAGAUGCUUUCUUACAACCUCUAUGAUUUGCUGCGCAACACAAAUUUUCGUGGUGUCUCUUUGAACUUGACACGCAAGUUUGCUCAGCAGAUGAGCACUGCACUUCUUUUCCUUGCAACACCAGAACUGAGCAUCAUCCACUGUGACUUAAAGCCCGAAAACAUUCUUUUAUGUAACCCUAAAAGAAGCGCCAUCAAAAUUGUUGACUUUGGAAGCUCUUGCCAAUUAGGACAAAGGAUAUAUCAGUAUAUCCAGAGUCGGUUUUAUAGAUCCCCUGAGGUGCUGCUGGGAAUGCCUUAUGAUCUUGCAAUUGAUAUGUGGUCUCUUGGCUGCAUUCUUGUGGAGAUGCACACUGGAGAACCUCUUUUCAGUGGCGCAAAUGAAGUGGAUCAGAUGAAUAAAAUUGUUGAAGUUCUUGGAUUUCCUCCCAAUCACAUUCUUGAUCAUGCCCCCAAAGCUAGAAAAUUCUUUGAAAAGUUACCAGAUAGCACAUGGGGUGUGAAGAAGACCAAAGAUGGAAAACGGGAGUAUAAACCCCCAGGUUCUCGCAAACUUCAUAAUAUCCUUGGUGUUGAGACUGGAGGCCCAGGAGGCCGUCGAGCUGGAGAAUCAGGUCAUACUGUAGCUGACUACUUGAAGUUUAAGGACCUCAUUUUGAGAAUGCUUGACUAUGAUCCCAAGACUCGAAUUCAGCCCUACUAUGCCCUGCAGCACAGUUUUUUUAAGAAAACUGCAGAUGAAGGGACAAACACAAGCAAUAGUGUAUCUACGAGUCCUGCCCUCGAGCAGUCUUCAGGAACCACAUCUAGUACAUCCUCAAGUUCUGGAGGUUCAUCUGGUACAAGUAACAGUGGAAGGGCAAGAUCAGACCCAACCCAUCAGCAUCGGCAUAGUGGGGGAAAUUUUAAUGCUGCUGUUCAGGCUAUGGACUGUGACACUCACUGUCCACAGGUGCGACAGCCAUAUCCUCCUCCAGUAGGCUGGAAUGGAAGUGACGGUAGUCAACAGGUGACUGUAGAGACUCAUCCAGUCCAAGAGACCACUUUCCAUGUAGCUCCUCAACAGCCUAACACUUCGCAUCAGCACCAUGGCAGUAACAGUUCUCACCACCACCACCACCACCACCACCAUCACCAUGGUCAACCAGUUUUAGGAAACCGUAACAGACCUAGAGUUUACAACUCCCCUACAAACAGCUCAUCCACCCAGGAUUCAAUGGAGGUAGUCCAUAGCCACCACUCUGUGACCUCACUGUCUUCCUCUGCUUCCUCUUCCUCCACGUCAUCAUCCUCUACUGGUAACCAAGGAAACCAGGCCUACCAGAACCGCCCAAUAGCUGCCAAUGCCUUGGAUUUUGGUCAUAAUGGCACAGUGGAUGUGAAUUUGAGUGUAUUCUCAAAUCCUCGCCAAGAAACCGGCAUAACUGGACAUCCAUCAUACCAGAUUGCAGCCAAUACUGGUUCUGUACACUAUGUGACAGAGGGACAUCUGGGCAUGCGACAAGGGAUUGACCGGGAUGAAUCUCCGAUGGCUGGUGUCUGUGUCCAACAGAGUUCAGUGGCUAGUUCGUGACUAAACUGAGAAUGGGUUUGUUUUUUUUUCCUGUGUGUAUUUUUAAAGGUGUUGUUUUUCAAAAAAAAGUGCAAAGACAUCAAAUGCUGCUGCUUAAGUCAGAAGGGAGCUUAUCACUCAACCAUUACCACAGUGCAGAGCCAGUUGUUUGUUUUUUUAAUACAGUUAAUCAAAAUAGCUGAAAGACUUCAAAGUUUAAGUAGAUUCAGAAAAGAGUUGUGCACAAUCCUACAACUUGCCCUCUUCAUUUUUGUCAGGGUAUAGCAAACAUAUUAAGAAACAAGAGUUUUUACACAAUUAGAGUGUGUUCCAGAAGUAAAUUGGUUGUUAUCUGCAAAUGUGUAGGUACACGAAUAACAAACAGUGUAAAAUUGUUUAAAAUUUUUUAGUCAGCAGUUUCAGGGCUCUAUUUUAAAAAUUAUAAUAAAGUAAAUAAAAAAGCAGCUCACUGUUUGUCAUGUAGCUCUCAUAAAUUGCCUCCAAACUGGGGAAGAAUAUUUGCUGCAGUGGGACACAGCUCACCUGAAGGAAGUCAUAGUUUUUGAUGGUCAGCUGAAUUUUCCUUGUUUGCUCUUGUGGAAUUGAUGGUUAAUGCAGCAGUUGCAGCAUAUACCUGUCCCAACUUUUUGGGACCCAGGUUAGUUAGUGCUGGAACAUUUUGGGUCAAAAUUUAAUUAAAUGCACUGAAAAGCAAUCACCAGGUCUGUUUUGGCCAACAUAGGGAUUCAUCUGUGGAAGUCUUUCAGAUAACCCUUUGGCCUUAGGAGUUUUGACUGUAAAUGGGAGAUGCUGGACAUUAUAUAAAUGAAAUAGCUUUUCCUGUAUUUUUGAAGUGUAGACAGCCCUUAAUUAAAAAUGAGACUGAGAGAAUGGUAAUUUGAGGCCUUUGUUUUAACUGAAGUUAAGAUUUAAAUAACCCUCUGAUUGCAGGGUCUGUAAGUUAAUAUGUCCAAAAGUUAAUAUACUAAUAUAAGUCAAGGUCACAGACGUAGUUGCAUAAAUUUGAUGAAAAUAGCUACGAUUGUGUCCCUUCUUGCUUUUUAUUUGCUUUAUUCUUUGCUCUUUUAGAUCUGGGUUUCUGUUUGUGUUUUAUUUUUCCCCCCUUUUUAGCAUGUGGUUCUGCCACCAGACUUCUGCACAGAUGUCUUCUGUUCUUUCAGAACUUUUUUAAAAAAAAAAAAAUGCAGAUUUUUAUGUGACUGCUUAUUUUGCCUCACAUUUAUGCUGUGAAUUUUACAAGAAUUUAUUUUCUUUUUUUGAUAAUUUAUUGUACCAAAGCUGUUUUUUUAUAGCACAUAGAUGUCUGUAACCAAUAAUGUAGCAGUUCUGCACUUUGACACAAGGUGUAUCUAAACCUUUUUUAAAUGUCGGUGUAAAAAGAAAAAAGGCUGUAUCUAUUGCUUUAGCAAAACUGGAACUGUUGUUGAAAUUCAUUUACUGUUAGCUGUAUCCUGGACAAAAUUGGUUGUAACUUUAUUUUUAAAUUUCAUUUAAGAAUUUCAGAUUAAAACUUUUUUUAACUAUAUAAGGAAAAAUAGUGGCAGAUCUUGUCAGUUGCUCCGCUGGUUCCGGAGUACCAGGAUAAUGGCUAAUGUUUCAAGGCAAGUCCUUGUUUGCAUAAACUACAUGCAAGAGAAUGAUAUGAACAACGGUGCAUUAAUAUUCAAGUUUUAAUACAGAGCUUACCAGUCUGUUUAAAUAUGUGCCUAAUUUAAUGGGUUUUCCCGCCUUAAUUGCAGUCAUCAUGACAGUGGAUAAAGUGGCACUCUCGCUGUCAACCAAGAAGCAAUUUUAAUGCAGUAAUAAAGGCACUGUACGAAUCUUCUCGGACAGAAAGAGAUGAAUCUCUUGUUAUUUUAAAGUCUAAUCACAAAUGGAGAGUACAUCUGAAGCUGGACCCUUGCCACUUGUCAGUUUAUCCAAAUUAUAGAUUGGGAGGGUUUACGUGAUGAAACGCAUUGUGUAGGGAAAUGUCAUUUUAAGAUAUCUGUUCAUUUGUAAUUUGUUUCCAAAAUAUAUUGUGGAUUUGCCUUGAAAAAGUGUAAUUUUUAAAAUGUGAUAUUCUUAACCUAAAAGGUCGAUAAAUUCUUGGUAACAAGUACAGGUAUUAAAUUUAAAAUGUUACUCCUUUGUUUUAAAUACCAUUUUGACAACAUAUUUUACUUCUGGUUUUAUAGAUCAAAUUAUUUAAACCUGCUGAGUGAUUUCAGGUUGAUACAGCAGUGGAAGUGACCCACCAUUUGUUGUGUGGUGUGUGAAACUUCUAUGACCUGUUGGUUAAUACCAUUUUAAAAGGCUGAGUAGAUCUGUUAAAGUCAUUAAUAGAAUUCUUAGACUAUUUUAAGAUAAGUCUGUUUUAAUAAUAUAUUUUAUAAAAAAAAAAAAAACAAUAGUGGCAUUAAAAAUGAAAUGUAUGGUUUUUUUUUUAUUUAAUUGACAUCUAUAGUGGGUCCAUUUUAUGUCUAGCAGCCCUGUUUGCUGUACAUGUCCAUGAACUUGCAAGAAACUAGGAUUGUUAUGCCAUUGAAAUUUGUAACAUCCAGUAUUAUUUCAGUCUACCAACACUACAAUACCAUCCCCACCAUUAUACCUGCACUCUUUUCUGUCUUUUUCCUUUCUUGUUUCUCUCGUCCAGUUUUGAGUGAUUGACUACACAGUUUGGUUACAGGACUUCUGACAUGUGCACUGUAAAUGUAAACAGCAUGGGAAAGGAUAAGUACCUGUGUCCACAGAUUGUAAGAUCUAGUUAAGAUUUGCUGUGUAUAUUACAAUGUUACAAAAAUAUUACAAAUGGACAAGCCCUUUGUAUUAUAUUCAAGCGGUCUUAUGUAUGAUAAAAAAAAGAUUUAAUUUGUUCUGA
Messenger RNA from Polypterus senegalus (gray bichir), 5978 nucleotides. It is a transcript of the gene dyrk1aa, whose product is annotated as dual-specificity tyrosine-(Y)-phosphorylation regulated kinase 1A, a. Gene Ontology annotation, molecular function: ATP binding; transcription coactivator activity; protein serine/threonine/tyrosine kinase activity. Bases 860 to 3118 code for a protein of 752 amino acids. The transcript has 14 exons. Lineage: Eukaryota; Metazoa; Chordata; Cladistia; Polypteriformes; Polypteridae. The record is from RefSeq and is a predicted model, not a curated record. Gene Ontology annotation, biological process: peptidyl-serine phosphorylation; peptidyl-threonine phosphorylation; protein autophosphorylation. Gene Ontology annotation, cellular component: nucleus.